AUGAAGAGGGAGGCUCGCCAACAUGGUAUUGUUCGGACUUAUCGAUGGAGCCCGAUACCCAAAACACGACAUGUUCGAAGAAUCGAUCCUGUCACGGUUUCCGGAUCAUUUUCCAGUGUGAUAUCAAAGGCCGGCAGCCAUUCCGAGUUUACUGGGAAAUGUGGGAAGUCACAAUGGGUCCAGUGUCAUUCGAAUCCGGUUGGUAAGUCCAAGGACAAGACAAAGGGAGCUCAAAAGUUUAGGACAACUAAUAUUGCCGGUUUUAAAUUCUCAGGGUUUUCUGCCACUGGGGUUUUGGAAUAUUUGGAUAGGUUUAAUGAAGAAAAUGAGAUCGAUGAUCAUGACGUAAAUGAUCACGAUUAUGUCAAUGAGAAUGGUGGUGCACAUGUUCUUGUCGAUGAAGACGAUGACGAUUUUAUGGCGAAAUUUUGGUCUCUACAUGACAAACAGAAUGACACUGACGAUGACAGUGAUGAAGACGAAGACGAUUAUGGGAUAUUUUGCGAUGUGGGUUUCCGGCUAGACAUUGAGGAAGAUGAAGGGUGGUGA
This is a messenger RNA of Hibiscus syriacus, 549 nucleotides long. RefSeq lists its product as uncharacterized. The record is from RefSeq and is a predicted model, not a curated record. Bases 1 to 549 code for a protein of 182 amino acids. The transcript has a single exon. Lineage: Eukaryota; Viridiplantae; Streptophyta; Magnoliopsida; Malvales; Malvaceae.